AUCGUUAUCUGGUAUGGAAGGAAUCUUCAUCGUUUGCCGGUAGCGAGGCGGCAUUCGCACAGAAGCCUCUGUAGGCACCACGCGCUAUCCUUGGGGCGACGACGGCGACUCGUGCGCCGCUACAAUCGCGAUCUUGCACGCGCAUCUCUCCAGUGUCGCACGCAGGGUGACGAUGCUAUACCGAUAGCAAGCACAUAAAACCAACGUGUUGAUCUCAAACUGGACCUUAUAUUUAUUAGUGAAAGAGUGAAUUCUUUGUAAUCAACAUGGGUUUGGAUUUCUUGGAACAUGGAGCAGAUUUUGAAGCUGCAAUUUCAGCUACUGGGUUUGGGCGUUUCCACUUUUGCCUUCUCGCAGUCACCGGUCUAAUAUACGCGAACACUGCUAUCGGCAUCACCAUAGUGUCGUUCGUGUUGCCAGCAGCAACAUGUGACUUCCGGAUGACGUCUUCCGAUAAAGGAUGGCUUACAGCAGCUCCCAUGUUAGGAAUGGUCCUCGGGUCAUAUUUCUGGGGUUGCCUGGCUGAUACCAAAGGUCGUAAAGUGGUAUUAGUAUCAACACUCCUGAUUGAUGGCUUCGUUGGUAUCCUCUCCUCAUUCGUUCAGAUUUUACCAGUCUUCAUGGCAUGCAGAUUUAUUAACGGAUUUUCUGUUGCCGGCGCUAUGGGUAUCUGCUUCCCAUACUUGGGAGAAUUUCAACAAACCAAAUACAGAGAGAAGAUUCUCUGCUGGAUGGAAAUGUUCUGGACAUUGGGUGUCAUCUUACUUCCACUGAUCGCUUGGGGCAUUAUCCCAAUCCAAGGCAUUCGCAUUGAAAACGGCAGCUUUUCUUACGACUCAUGGAACUGGUUCGUCGCUGCCUGUGCAGUCCCAUCUCUCCUGUUGGGCUUCUGGCUGUUCUCGUUCCCUGAAAGUCCCAAGUUUAUGAUGGAGUGUGGAGACUACGACGAUGCACUCGCUUGCCUUAAGAACAUCUACCGACAAAACACUGGCGAUGACCCCGAUAAUUACCCGAUCAAGAGCCUGAAGGAAAAAGUGCGAACGAUAUCGGUGGCGUCGCAAAGCUCUCAGAAAUCUGUGCGAAGCCUGAGCAUGCGUAAACCUAAAGACCUGAAGAGGUUAUUUAGCGAGAUCUGGGUUCAAACCAAAGCUUUAUGCCGACCUCCCUACCUCAAAUACACGAUCCUUACCUGCGUCAUCCAGUUUGGCUUAACUACUAGCUACUACACCCUCAUGAUCUGGUUCCCCGAGUUGUUCAACCGCUACGAAGAGUUCGAGCACCGCUUCCCCAACACUUCAGCGUCGGUAUGCGACGUGUCCGGCAUCGUGGUGGGCGAUGAAGCGGUCGCCGACCCCUUCGACUGCGAAAAGAUCAUCGACCAAAGCGUAUAUAUGCACACGCUUAUUGUCGGUCUCGCUUGCAUACCGACCUCCCUUUGGCUUCCACUUUGCGUUCACAAACUUGGCGCUAAGUUCUUCCUUAUCUUCAGUUUGGGUGUUGCCGGUUUAGUGACUGUUGGUUUGUACUACGUGCAAAACUCCACUCAGAACUUGGUCCUCUCAUGCAUCUUUGAAGCCCUCACCUCGCUCGCCAUCAGUCUUGUGUUCUGUGUGCUUGUCGACUUGUUCCCUACGAAUCUUAGGGUAAUGGCGGCUGCACUCUCCCUAACGGCGGGUCGAGGCGGUGGUCUCAUUGGAAACCUGUCAUUUGGCUACCUCAUAGACAUCAACUGCAUUGUGCCUAUUGUUGUCUUCUCAGCAUUUUUGUUUAUUGCUGCAAUACUCUGCUUCUUCUUGCCAAAGACUGGUCAAGAAGCCCUGGAUUAAAGAACUCAAGUGUACAUUAAAACUAGAUAGUGCAAUUAGACAUUCAGCAACGCGAAACGAUCACAGUUCCAAGUGGUUGUAUAUAUUGUUUAGGAUGUAAAUAUUGAAGACUUAAGUAUUCUUAUUUAUUGUUCAAGUUGCCUAGUUAUUAUACAGUGCUGCGAUGAGGCUCGAUAAAGUAAGGAUCGAGCAUCAAGACCGCAGGAGUUACCGAUUUACUGUGAUUCAGAACGCACAAUGUCUUAUUAAAUAUAAGAUUGAACAACAGUAUUUUAGAGUUGACUGUGUAAUAUAAUGCCCUUAAAUUAUUGUAAUUAAUAUUAAAGGUUUUUCGCCUUCC
Molecule: messenger RNA, 2166 nt
Organism: Parnassius mnemosyne (clouded apollo)
Lineage: Eukaryota; Metazoa; Arthropoda; Insecta; Lepidoptera; Papilionidae
Source: the annotation of a GenBank genome assembly